AUGGCCCUCUUUGUCCACCUUACAGAAAGGUUUGUAGCUCUGAAGAGGCUGAGGGACUCGGCCAAUGCCAACGAUGUGGAAACAGUGCAGCAGCUGCUGGAAGAUGGUGCAGAUCCCUGUGCAGCGGAUGACAAGGGCCGCACGGCUCUCCACUUCGCCUCCUGCAAUGGCAAUGACCAGAUCGUGCAGCUGCUCCUGGACCAUGGGGCCGAUCCCAACCAGCGAGAUGGGCUGGGGAACACGCCACUGCACCUGGCGGCCUGCACCAACCACGUCCCUGUCAUCACCACGCUGCUACGAGGAGGGGCCCGGGUAGAUGCCCUGGACCGAGCUGGCCGCACGCCCCUGCACCUGGCCAAGUCGAAGCUGAGCAUCCUGCAGGAAGGCCACUCCCAGUGCCUGGAAGCCGUGCGGCUGGAGGUGAAGCAGAUCAUCCAGAUGCUGAGGGAGUACCUGGAGCGCCUGGGGCGGCACGAGCAGCGGGAGCGGCUGGACGACCUGUGCACCCGCCUCCAGAUGACGAGCACCAGAGAGCAGGUGGAUGAGGUGACCGACCUCCUGGCCAGCUUCACCUCCCUCAGCCUGCAGAUGCAGAACAUGGAGAAGAGGUAGCAAGAGGGGCUCCCUGCCCCCCACCCUGCCCCUGCCCCCCCUGCCCACCUGCUCUCGUCACAAAGAAAAGCCUGGCGCCUGGGACUUGGGAGCUGCACUUGUCUGCAAGCCAUCGUCCCCACCCCAGACGCUAUGGGCCAGAGAUGCUCUCACCAAGCCAGAGCCU
Molecule: messenger RNA, 778 nt
Organism: Myotis davidii
Lineage: Eukaryota; Metazoa; Chordata; Mammalia; Chiroptera; Vespertilionidae
Gene: ANKRD54
Product: ankyrin repeat domain 54
Exons: 9
Coding region: 1-612 (203 amino acids)
Biological process (GO): regulation of protein kinase activity; regulation of intracellular signal transduction
Cellular component (GO): cytoplasm; nucleus
Molecular function (GO): protein binding; protein kinase regulator activity
Source: RefSeq, a predicted model, not a curated record